GAUGGCGCUGCUCAUGGACACCAGAUUUCUCUUGAGAAAAGUAAAAGAUUUAAGGAGUUUGACGCCCAAGCGAAACCGAGUGAAAGAAAAAUGGGCUGCUACGCAUCCCAAGUACCCCCCUACCAGUCUGGCCCUGCAGCACUUUGAUGCCACCUACAGUGUCCAGCUGGGGAAGAUGUGGCCAUCAGUUCGAGUCGCCUUGCUGUCAGAGAGAAAAUAUGGAGCCCUGCUCAACAAUUUCUCCCAUGAUGCUGUUCUGGCAGAUCUCCAAGAAAAGGGAUGCAGAGACUUCAUCAACGACGCAGAUACAGAGGCUCAGCCAUGCUUGGAACAAGUAUCUGAGGAGGAAUCAGGUGAUGUUCCCGUGAAGAAAUCUGACAGUGACGGUCAGCAGCUAUCUCCCCCACAACUUAGUCCUAACAUCCCACAACUUAGUCCUAACAUCAAGUGUGUCGUGUUUCCAAGAGGGGAUAUCACAAGAUUCAAGCCUGCGAGACCAGACACGUACAGGUUGCUGGGUUACUACCUGCUGGACGCGGCAUCUGUGCUGCCUUGUCUCGCUUUGAAUGUUCAGGAAGGUCACAAUGUGCUUGACCUCUGUGCUGCUCCAGGAGGCAAGACCCUGGCUUUACUUCAGACCCAGGCUAUCAGGUUUUUGUGUGUAAAUGACACCUCAGUGUCUCGGACGUUGCGACUGAGAAAGGUCCUACAAAGCUAUGUUCCUAAAGAGUUUUUGACUGACGAGAACAUACGCAUCACCUCCUUUGACGGCACCAGGUGGGGGGAUAUCGAAAGGAACAGUUUUGACAGAGCCCUUGUUGACGUUCCCUGCACUACAGACAGACAUUCUCUCAUGGAGGACGACAACAAUAUUUUCAGUAAGACCAGGACUGGAGAGAGACGGAGGCUGCCACAAGUACAGCUGGCACUGCUGCUGGCAGGAAUCGAAGCGACGUGUCCCGGUGGGGAGAUCAUGUACUCCACCUGCACACUCUCUCAAAUCCAGAACCUGAGUGUGGUGGAACAGGCCAUCCACUUGGCUCGAGAGAAGCACGGCAUCCACCUUGAGGUUGUUGAUCUGCAGCCCUUCACACACAUGUUUAGGAAAACCUUUCACUUCGCUCCUGACCUCCACCUGGGUGAGAUGGUCAUCCCACAUUUAGCCGCUAACUUUGGGCCUAUCUACAUGUGCAAGCUAAGGAGGCUGACGUAGACUUCGGACUGAUGACCAAGUUUAUCUAGAAGCUUGUGGACUUCUGGUCUCUCGGGUAUUGAAUGACUCUCCGCUGCCAGAUUAAUACAUAUCUACAUUUACAAACUGUACCUGUUGGAGCACAGUUGAUGGACUUAACUGCUGACUUUUUCAACACUGGAGUAAACGAAGUAUCCAGUUGAUGGACAUAACUGUGGACACACUGGACAGCGCUGAGCUACAGGUUGUCAUGGAGACUUUUUGAGACUUGUAAGCUAACAGGAAUGGCACAUCUCAGUUUUGGGAUUCUUGAAUUAUUUGAGAACAUUUUUCAACACAACAUAAUGUACUGCGGACUGGAUGUGUAUUUUACUUGCAGUUUUAUUUUUGCCCCAUAGGUGGCAACAACAGCUCAAGAGUCAAAGUAUCCUGUAUAUUCUGUGGCCACUAGAGGACACUGAGCAUAUGUCUGGAAAGGUUACAGGAACUCCAGUACAUACAGGAUGUCUUCCUCUCUGUUGGACACAUAGAGAUGAAUGUUUCAGGUAGUGGAAUCACAUUACUGAGACACAAAUUCCUGUCAGAAUUACCUGCCCUCUUUAACUCUCCAGUGAAAAUGGGUUUGGUUUGUUCUAUGGUUAUUCAUCAGGUUUGAUGGCUUUGCCUAAUAAUGCGAUAUGUGGCUGUGUGGAAGGAGGCCAUAAUGAACAGGCAGGUAAUGACUUAUUUGACCAUUUGGCUUCUCACAUCUGAAUCUGUGCAAGUUUCAUUAUUAUAGCUGGAUUGACUCCAUUUUGCAUUGACAUCACCCAGAGGUGAAACGUUUCCUCUCAUCACAACCUAAUGUGAGCGCAGAGGUGCCUCUUUUUCUAUCACACCGCCGAUGACCCUUUAUGUUGUCCUGCCCAGGCAAUGUAGCGUGAAAAAGGUGUGUGUGUGCGCGAGUGUGUAUGUGUGUGUCUAACGAGUCCACCAACCAUAUCCCACUGUCAUUAAGCUGCUCCAAGUGCAGGAGCUGGCUCCCAUCCGCGUGCAGGGAUGGACGGCAGCCAUGCGGCUGCCAGAUGAACAUUAAAGAGGCAGCAGAGAGCUAAAAUGGGACGUCUCGCCCUGUUUUGCCCCUCCGCUUUUUUAUUCCACAGAUGAGUGCAGAUAAUUUUCUGUGCGAUUGUGAGUGAUUACUGUAUUACUGCGGUAAAAGGGGGAUGUAUCGGGGAAUGCAGAGGGAAUUAAUGACACAUAAAAACUAUUUUUGUAUUGACUGCUUUCGUCUCCAGGGCCCUGAAUGCCUCUUCGCGCAUCUUGUGAUUACCUAAACGUAUUGUAAAUAUGUGUUUCCUAUGGGCUCUUACAUAAAUUUACAUGUUUUAACACUCAGGAGACGGCAGACUGUUAGAGAUGACUUACUCUCUAUUCUGCCUGUCUAUAGACUCGACUGGCUGCCCGCUUUAUUAUUGAAUUAGCCAAUGAAGCGCUAUGCAUUUGUGUCCUUGUGUGUAAGCCUGUGUUAGGGAGACGUAUGCUGUGUAUUAGAAAGAUGAAUAUUAUGGAUUUAACUACACAACCGUGCUUCUGUUGUGUUUUCAAAUACAAUUUAAAUGUUGUGUUUUUUUUUUUUGUCA
Messenger RNA from Seriola dumerili (greater amberjack), 2814 nucleotides. RefSeq names its product NOP2/Sun RNA methyltransferase family member 4 (gene nsun4). The transcript has 8 exons. Gene Ontology annotation, cellular component: mitochondrial large ribosomal subunit. Bases 2 to 1213 code for a protein of 403 amino acids. The record is from RefSeq and is a predicted model, not a curated record. Gene Ontology annotation, molecular function: methyltransferase activity. NCBI's taxonomy places the organism in Eukaryota, Metazoa, Chordata, Actinopteri, Carangiformes, Carangidae. Gene Ontology annotation, biological process: rRNA methylation.